This is a messenger RNA of Acaromyces ingoldii, 6093 nucleotides long. RefSeq lists its product as hypothetical. NCBI's taxonomy places the organism in Eukaryota, Fungi, Basidiomycota, Exobasidiomycetes, Exobasidiales, Cryptobasidiaceae. Bases 1 to 5808 code for a protein of 1935 amino acids. The record is from RefSeq and is a predicted model, not a curated record. Gene Ontology annotation, molecular function: guanyl-nucleotide exchange factor activity. The transcript is spliced from 2 exons. Gene Ontology annotation, biological process: regulation of ARF protein signal transduction. Gene Ontology annotation, cellular component: nucleus.
AUGACGGGCGACUCAGCGGGCCAGGCCGGGGACCACGCCGGGGGCCUCGCGCGGGCGGGCUCGGCGGCUCGGACAAAUGCGAUUGCGAGGCUGAAGCGGGCGGCGUCGCAGCGCGAGCUCAAGAACAAGACGAGCCAGGACGAGCUGCGGGCGAUGGCCACGCCGAGCCCGCUGCCGUUUGUGCGCCCUGCGGGGGGCGAUGCUGCGGCCCUGCAGCCCAUGACCGUCGAGCAGCAGCAGCAGUACCUCGAUAGCAGUCCGCUGCUGGGCCGGCAUGACGCGCACGCUGGCCUCGUCGCUGCUGCCCGUGGUGGUGGCAUCGGCAUCGGUGGCGGCGGCUCGGGCUCGGGCUCAGGCGCAUCAGCAUCGGCCUCCGUCUCGGCCUCGCCCUCCCCCUCGCCAUCGCCCUCGCCGUCGCCCUCGCGGGGCCACUCGUCGCGCGCCGAGUCACCAGCAAAGGAGCGAGUGCUGGCUGCUGCCGUCGGUCUCGCCCCUCCUCCACGCUCCCGGUCCCGGCUCGGCGGUGACAACAAGUCGCCGUCGCCGCUGCCCUCGCUCGAGCAGCUCCGCGCACGCAUCCUCCAGGAGCGUGCGACGGCUGGCCUGGCGAGGAGCGCAAGCACGAGCGCAGCCAGUGCCGCUGCGCGCGCCUAUGCGCUCGAGAAGCUGCUGGGGACGAGUGCGCGCGAGGGCGCCGUCAGCCCCGUCAGCGACACGGCCGAGGUCGAUCGAGACGAUGAAGACGAGGAUGAUGAUAACAACAACAGUCCGGAACAGGGACAGACGCUGCACGGAGCACAGGCCAGCAUGCAGCGGCCCCUGUCGACGCGCAAGAGCAUCGUGCCCCCGAGCCCUUCUGCGCGCGAAAAGGCACUGCUGCGCCGCAGCCGGACCAUUGGCAGCCUCAGUGCCGUCGCCGAGGCGCAGCGAAAGGCCGCCUUUGUCGAGGCCCUCGACAAGGGCACGCCUGAGGAGAUUGCCGGUCGCCGCCGGAGCUCGCGUCGCUUUGCAAAGGCGCCGCCGGGCAGCAGCAGCAAUUCCACCAAUCGCACCAGCAACAAUAGCCACAACAAUGCAAGCCAGGCAGCAGCGGCAAUGCCACUCCCCCAGCUGCCGCCAUUCACUCCACCAGCAGCAGAGGACAACAGCAACGAACAGCGGCCGCCGUCGCUCCAGCGCCAGCCGUCGCAGCGCGAGAUUGCGCGUGCCGAGAUGAUGCGCAAGCUCUCUGGCCGCGGCCGUGCUGCCGGUGCUGCUGGGGCGACCACUGCUGCUGCUGCUUCUCCUCGCAUCGUGCCGCCCCCAUCACUGGCACCUGCGACGACGGUGACGACGGCGGUGGAACGAGAAGCGGCGCCCUCGCCCCUCGGCAGCACGAUACAUGCGUCGCCCCUAAGUAGUGGCCUCAGUCCGUCCGCUGCGCAGCACCAGACCCUCGCACCCUCGCCUUCGCCCGGGCCUGGGCCCAGCACGGCGGCGACGACGACGACGCUGCUCUCGGUGCCCAGUGCAGGCACCGUCGCGCGAGGCCUGCGCUCCUCGUCGCAGACGUCGCUCCUCACCAACCACGAGGACCUGGACCGGGAGCGGGACCGGGCGAGCCAGCUGGCAAGGCUCCACGGCGAGGAGUCGUUUGAGUACGAGCGCCUCCUCGACCAGGGCUGGAGCUCCGUCGAGGCGUUUGAGCGCGUCGCCAGCGCCCGCAGCGAGAGCUUUGCCGGCUCCGUGGGCCAGCCCUCGCCCCGGCUUGGUGCCGAUGGCGGUGGCGACCACGACGGUGUUGACGCUGAUGAUGACGAUGAUGAAGAUGGUGACGACAUCGACGACGACAUCGACGAUGGCAGCAAAGGCAGCCAGCGCGAGCAGCACUUGCCACUACAGGAUGCCCACCUCUCGUCGUCGGCCAGCAUCGUCGUUGGCUACCAACCAAACGGCAGCACCCAUGCGCGCGCCUUCUCGGGCACGACGGACGUCGAUGCCGACGAGAUGGCUGGCCCAGGCCGAGAGCGUGCCUGGCCCGUCAGCGUCGACUCCAACAUGACCGAGACGACCAAGGAGGCCCGGGUGGUGAGCAGCGACGACGCAGUGGCGCGCACACAGGCGCCACUACCACAGGCACAGACACAGGCACAGGCAGAGACGCAGGUGCAGACGCAGACACAGACGCAGACACAGACAAAGGCACAGGCACCGUCACAGACGCAGAUGGAGAGACAGGCACAGGUAGAGACGCAGGCACAGACACUGUCGCCAGAAGCGGUGGGCCAACGGACAUUCGGGAGGAUCCAGGACCUGCUGAGCCCCAACUUUCUCAAGGAAUAUGGCAACCCGCUCGACUAUGCUGGCUCCUCGCCCAUCGAGUCGCCUACGGUCGAGAUGCAUUUCAGUCAACAGCAGCAGCAGCAGCAGCAGCAGCAGCAGCCGCGCGACGAGGAGGAGCAGACCAAGGCAGUCGAGGCCGUGGUGGUGCAUGACAAGGACAAGGACAAGGGCGAGCCAGGCGAGGAGAGUGACGACGAGUCGUACCUCAUCGAGGUCGAGCGCAUCGCAAAGGAGCUCGAGACCUUCACUGUCCGCCGCGCCACGAGCGUCCGGGGAAGGCCCGACCGCAACGCCGUGGUGCAGAGGUCUACGGCCGCCCAGGCCGUGGCAGCGGCGACGGAGCAUCUGAGACGGCGGCGGCAGAAUGCAUCAGAAGAGAGCGAAGACAGCGCUGGCCAGCAGCAGCAGCAGCAGCAGCAGCUACCUCAACUCCACCGGCAGCCAAACGGGUCAUCUCAACCACAGCCACGGUCGCAGCACAGUGCCCCGACAGAGGCCGCCGCUCGUGCUGGGCCCCAGCCGGUGCCCGCGGUGACGACUGCCGAGCGCGACGUCCUGUAUGCCAACGACAAGCUUCGCCCGUUUCCCGGCCUGUUCCCCAGCAAGGGCCCCGGUGCUGCCGCCGAUGCCGUCGCACACCACCGCCCGCCACCGCUGUCGAUCACGCCGAUGCCGCUGGCCAAGGCCGAGAACGUGGCAGAAACGGGCGACGAGCCGCGUCCGUCGGCGCACGCCCAGACCCAGGCCCAGGCGCAGACGGAGCUGCCUCGCACCGUGGAGGAGCCGGCAUCGACCAAGGGCCGCAGCCCCGCGCUGUUCUCGUCGCUGCGACGAAAGGCAUCCAACGCCGCUGCGCGCGUCGCGUCGCCGCGCAUCGGCACCGGCACCGGCACCGACGCCGAGGGCGACAGCAGCGGCGGCAACAGCUCGCCGCCGAGCCACUCGCGGCCGAUGAGCCCCACGCGGCGCUUUUUCGACGGCGGCGUCUCCUUUCUCUCUCGCCGGCCGUCGAAGAGGGACGUCAGCCCGGCCAAGCCCCGGUCCGCCAGCGGGCCAGCGGCUGCUGCGGCUGCGGCUGCGUCGACAACAUCAGCGGCGAUGGCGGCAUCAGGUACGGCGGCAUCAACAACAACAACAGCGAGGAGCGCCAGCGUCAAGCGAGAGCCCGUGCUGGGCCGCACCGACUCGUCCAACUCGCUUACUGCGCACCGCAGCGAGGCCGCCGCGGCCGCCGCCGAGCGCGCAAAGGCCAACCUGCUCCUCGCACCGCCGCUGGCCGCCGACGAGUCGAUGGAUGCCGGCCUUGCUGCGCCGGCCUCGGCUGCCGCGGCGUCCGAGGCCACGUCGUCGCUCGCGCCCAGCACGGCAGCCAUGCUCCACCGCUACAGCCACAUCCUCACCUCGCCCACCGAUGCCGCCGCCAGCCUGACGCCAAUCGUGCCUGGCCUGCGACCCGAGGACAUGGCCAAGCCCCCGCGUGCUUUUAUCCAUGCCGGGCCCGUGCUCCAGGUCGUCACGUCGAGCACGGUCAAGGACCGGUUCCUCUUUCUCUUUUCCGAUGUCCUCGUCAUCGCCAAGCCCAUUGCGCCGCCGAUGCAGCAGCAGCAGAAGCAGCAGCAGCAGAAGCAGGACGCCGCCCAGACGGGAUUGCCCACGGUGGACUGGACCUUCUCGGUCAAGAACAUCCUCGAUUUGCACCAAGUCAAGAUGAGCAUCCCCAGCGACCACCGCCCCGCGCAAAAGACGAUCCCGCUCAUGUCUCGCUUCGUCGCAGAGUUCAAGCACGACCCCGACACGGCGCUGGCCAAUCUCCUCGGCCGCACUUCGCUGCCCAACAGCCCGUCGACGGUCGCCCAGCUGCUCCACCAGACGCCCGAGCUGGACAAGGCCAAUCUGUCAGCCUACCUCUUUGGCGGCGACUCGCUCGCCGCGUCGAUCGGCCGCCUCGAGACGAUCAAGGCCUUUGUCGGCCUCGAGAAGCUCGCCGGCGUGUCCAUCGAGUCGGCCCUCCGCUCGCUCCUCCUCGAGCUCCGCUUUCCUGCCAGCCUCGAGGCGUUUGAGGCCCUCCUGACGACAUUUGCCACGCUCUGGACCCAGGCCAACCAGGGCCUGAUCAAGCCCGCAUUUACUGCUGCCCUCGCCACCGAUCUCGUCUUUGCCAUCAUGACCCUCAACGACGCCCUGCACCUCGACCCGGCCGAUGACGCAGCAGACGGCCACACCCACACCGGCUGGGGCGUCGCCGAUGCCUCGCAGCACCGCGCCCGUCCCAAGGCCACGGCGCCCGGCCUGUUUGGCGAGGCCAUGCCUGCGCUCACAAAGACGGCCUUUGUCUCUGCCUUUCGCCAGCACGACGCCGCCCAGGUCCUCUCCGACCGCACGCUGCAGCGCAUCUACACGAGCGUGCGCGCAGACAGCCUCUCCCAGGCCCUUGCGUCUGACGAGCCAGGCCCGCGCUAUGCGAUCCGCGUCGUGGGCUCGGGCCUGCCCACCAAGCUCAUCUACGGCGUCGUCAGCGACCCCAUCCGCGUCUCCAUCCCACGGCCCGACGCCGAGCUCGUUGUCCGCCUCUACGGCCAGGACCUCUCGUUUGACCCCCCGAUUCUGACCUUUGACGGCAAGACGACGAGCACGUUUACCGUGGUGAGCAAGUCACUGGGGCCCAAGCACAUCGUCUUUGUCAAGGCCGGCCGCACUGCGAGGUACUACUCGGGCACUGUGGGCGACGCCGAGCCAGGCACCACCACGGCGCUGCCCCGCUCGCUGAGCCUGACGGUGGAGCGCGCAUUCAUGCAGCACUGCAUCAUGCUCACGCUCCCCUCCAAGCGCAAGUACAUGGUCAGCGUCGAAAACGACGAGCAGAAGCGCACGUGGGCCUGGGCACUCAAGCGCGCACUCCACGACUGCGCCAAGGCAAAGGUCAGGCCCCAGCUCCCGCUCGAGGCACCCAACGCCGCCGCGCAGGCCACCCUGUACAAGGCCGCCGACGCCGUCGCGCUCCACGUGCUCCGCGAGACGCUCAUCGAGCCCGACACCGCCGCCUAUCCGUCGUCGUCUGGCCCAGGGCAGCUGCAGAGGAGCGCGAGUGCCGCCGUGGCCGCCACGGGCGGCAGCCGGAUGCUGCCUGCCAGCCUCGCGCGGGCCCCGUCGGACUCGCGUGCCUUGGCGCGCCCUCAGCAGCAGCUCCUUCAGCAGCAGCAGCAGCAGCAGCAGCACCAUCUCCAGCCGCAGCUUCACCCCCAGUCAGACAAGUCGAACCUAGACCGGAACCGGUCGAUCAGCCGGCACUACUAUGCCGCAGGCGGAGCAGGCAGCGGCGAGCGGGAGCUCCUGCCUCCUAUGCCAGCCAGCAGCAGCAGCAGUGGCGCCUCCUUGGCGGGGCCAUCGACACGUCAACCCCUGGCCGGUGACCGGCUCAUCCUCACCGUGCAGCAGAACUCGCUCCUGGCCCUCGUCGUGGCCAACUCCCACUCGCACUUUCAGUGAUGGAUGGCCGAUUCUCAUUCAGCACGGAUACUCUAUGAAUUGAUACUAACGACAAGAAGCCGGUCCUGAACCAGUGGUGCUGGGCCCCCUUCUUCUACUCUCUCUCUCUCUUUCUCUCAAACAAUCAUGUACACGUAGGCCGCUUCAUCCCUUCAUCGUUUUCCUCGAGUCGACACAUCAACACCGUCCCGCAGUAGCUCGAAUGUCAACACAGUCAAUGCCUCUAUUCUCUCUGAAUUCUUAAGUACGGUUCUCUCUGAAAUCUCAAUCAAGGCUCCCUCCUCC